Messenger RNA from Colletotrichum graminicola M1.001, 294 nucleotides. RefSeq lists its product as uncharacterized. The transcript is spliced from 2 exons. NCBI's taxonomy places the organism in Eukaryota, Fungi, Ascomycota, Sordariomycetes, Glomerellales, Glomerellaceae. The record is from RefSeq and is a predicted model, not a curated record. Gene Ontology annotation, biological process: intra-Golgi vesicle-mediated transport. The coding region runs from base 1 to 294 and encodes 97 amino acids.
AUGUCAGAAGCAUACGAGCGCGAACGCCAAAACAACGCCCGCCUUGACGAGCUGUCGGCCAAGGUCUCGGCCCUCAGGGGCGUGACGGUCGACAUCUACGACAACGCGCGCGCCCACGAGGUCAUUGACAGCACAUCCGAUACCUUCUCCGCCAUGUCCACCCAGCUCAAGGGUUCUGCCGGCCGCCUGACCCGCAUGGCCGCUUCGGGGAACAAGGUCGCCAUCCUCAAGCUGUCUGGCAUCAUUAUCGGCGUAUUCAUUGUCUUGUACUACAUUGCCAAGCUGUUCCUCUAA